Molecule: messenger RNA, 3210 nt
Organism: Ectocarpus siliculosus
Lineage: Eukaryota; Phaeophyceae; Ectocarpales; Ectocarpaceae
Source: the annotation of a GenBank genome assembly
AUGACCGGCCAUUGCCUAUUUUGUCGUGCAUGUUUUGUCUUUGUUGUUGAUCAGGGUGUGGCGGCGACUUACGCCAACUACGGGGGCCUGGUGGCCAGGCGUCCGCUACCCCUCUUCCUCCUCGGGCUUGUGCUGGCUACCGUCGCGUGCGUGGGCCUGAUCAACCUGCAGACCACCAAUGACGUGCUCUCAAUCUGGAUGUACAGGGGGACCAGGCUCGACGGCGAGAAAGAGUUUUACGAAACCUACUUCGGCGGGGACACUCGGGCAGAAAACGUGAUGAUUUCCGCGGAUGACGGCGGGAACGCCGCCACCCUUCUUGGGUUGCAGGCCAUGCAGGAGGCGGUCUCGUCGCUCAUCCCGGGGGGCGACAGUGAGAUCACGUACGAGCGCAGCGGGGAGACCUACGGGGUGGCCGACACCUGCCAGUCGGCCACCGUCCCGUCCUACUUCAGGCCCUACAACAACACGGCCGAGUCGCCCUUCGACUGGGCGUUGACUGGGGCCUUCAUGUCCUACGGCUACCGGGAGGUGUACCUCUGUGCCAAGGAAGGGGUGGGUCCAAUUCCUCUGCCCGCGGAAGACCUCCCCGCAGGGUGGGGGAUCGAUAGGUUCCCGUGCUCGAGGCUGUCCCCGCUCGACUGCUUCCAGGAGGGAGGUUACGACUACCCCGAGGCGUUGCAGCAGCUGGACCUGGUGUCGACGUUCGUGCGCUUCAACAACGAAACCGUCACCGCCGAGUGCGUCCAAGACUUCGGCGACGUCGUCUCGGCGCUCCAAGUGUUCAAUGGCGGGACGGAGGAAGAGGCGGCGGCGGCCAGCGCGGCGGCCACUGCACAGCUCACCCUUGUCAUCGACGCGUUCUUCAGCUGGGGGUACCACUGGCGCCUCCCCUACACGGAGAUGACGGAGGACGAGAUCGUCGCCCACCUUCAGGCGGCCAGGGAAUUCACCUCCUCCGACGCCGACCCCACCGACUGCAUCGCCACCGCGGUCGCGGGGGGGAGCCCGGCGUGCUGCCUGAGCUGGGCGGCUACGAAGCUGGAGACCGACCUCAUCUUCGCCGGGGUGGACGACAGCGAUGGGUCCAUCAAGUACCUCAUGACAACCCAGGCAAACUUCCCCAUCAACCACCCGGCGUGGAUCAGCACGAUGGAAGCCAGAGGGGUCACGACCGAGGAGGGCAGAGAGGCAAUUGCCCUGGGGUGGGAGGCCGCGAUGGUCGACGACAUGACACCACGGUUCGAGGAAGAGACCGGGAGCGGCUUUGGCGAGGGGGAGACGUUUGAGGACGUCGACCUCGACUUCUUCGCCAAGAGGAGCGGCGACGACAUCAUCGAGAACGGCAACACCCCGGAGCCCUACCUGAUCAUCAUCGCCUACCUGGGCAUGGUUAUCUUCGCGGCCGUCUCCAUGGGCUCGUGGAAGUUUUCGGAGCCCAAGUCGGUCGCGCUGUACUCGCGGGUGUUGCUGUCCCUGGGAGGCAUGUUCGUGGUGGCGCUGUCGACGGCGGCGUGCCUGGGCUUCAUCAGCGCCCUCAGCAUCCCGCUGACCCCGCUGUCGGUCUCCGUCGUGCCGUUCCUCUCCCUGGGCAUCGGCAUCGACGACAUGAUCAUUUUCAUCUACACGCUCGUGCACACCACGGACUCCCCCGGAGACCCCCGGAGGCGUCUCGUCACCACCCUCGUACACGCCGGUCCCUCGGUGACUGUCACGUCCAUCGCCGUGGCCAGCUGCUUCCUGGUCGCCUCCGCGGUGAACAUCCUCACCGUGCGGUACUUCGCCCUCCACAUGGGCUUCCAGAUGCUGUUCCACCUCGUCCUCCUGCACCUCAUGCUGCUGCCAUUGAUGUACUGGGACUCGAUCAGGGUGGCGGCUAACAGGUCGGACAUGUUCUUGAUCAAGCUAAGCCCGGAGGGCAUCCUGCCUGAGGCCGAGUUCGCGUGCGCCAACAACACCCAGCGGUUUGUGGAGAAGUUCUAUGCGCCGCUGGUGCGCAACAAGAUCUUCAAGACCCUCGUCAUCGUCAUCGCCAUCGCCAUGACGGCCGCCCUCGCCUGGCUCGGGUUCAGCGAGAUCAAGCUCGGGGUGGGGCUGAACACGCUCGCCGUGGAAGGGUCGUACCAGAACAGCUUCCUCUCCGUCUUCGAGACAGAGUUCGAUGCAUCCUCCGUCAUGCUCGUGACGAAGGAGGUUGACUUCGGCACUUACCAGGAGACGCUUCUCGAGAUGCAAGAUGUUGUUCAGGACGUCGAGUGGGUCUCGGAUGUUUCGACGAUCAAGGACAACUCUUGGCUGGCCGACUCCUUCUCGUCGCUGCUCACUCCGACGGAGGAGAUCAUUCCAGCGGAUGAGUUCAACGAGAGGUUCGCGGAAUGGAUCCAGGGGCAGGGGGUCACAAGCGCCAACAACUUCUACUGCGCCGAAGGGACCGACGGCCCCCGCGUGGAUUGUGCGGAGUUCGACCCGGAUACAACCGUGAUCAAGGCCAGCCAGCAGCUCCUCUACGUGCACGACCAGACGACAAGGGAGAAUAACGUGAAGAUGUUCAGAGACAUGAGGGAAGCGGUGGACAGCGUUGAUCCAGACAGGGACACCUUUGCCUACAGUGACACGUUCGCUCUGCAGUCGCAGUACCUCUACUCGUGGCAGAUGCUCUUCUGGGUGGUGGGCGGUGGGGCGGUGAUGGUCGCCGUUAUCAUCGCCGUGCUGCAGGGGAGCCUUACGAUCAGCCUCCUCAUGGCCGGUACCAUCAUCAUGGUGGUGCUUCAGGUUUUCGGGUUCCUGACGCUUCUGGAUGUGGGCUUGAACGGCUUCACCAUCGUAAACCUUUGCGUCAUGGUGGGUCUCGUGGUGGAGUUCACGGCGCACAUCGGAAGGGGCUUCCUGUUCACGGCCGGCGACAACCGCGACGACCGCGUGGCGCAGACGCUGACGGAGCUGCUGUGGCCGACCUUUGCAGGAGCUUGCACCACCUUCUUCGCGGUCCUUCCGCUCACCUUCAGCAAGAUUUCCUUCUUCCACUCCUAUUAUUUCCAGACGUUCGCUAUCAUGACUGCGCUGGGAUUCUUCGCCGGAGUGUGCUUCUUGCCGGUCAUGUUCUCCAUCCUUGGCCCUUCCAGCCAGAGCAUCCAGAAGGUGGUGAACGAAGACGGCAAGGGGUUCUCCGGCGACAUCAACGCCGGUGGCGGCGAAGUGAAGGCGGGCUGA